CCGCGACGCCGGUCUGCCGCCGAGCCGGCUGCCAGUUGCCUCGCAGAUCAGUCGGAGGAGUCGCAGUCAGUCUCUCUGUGGUCUGCUUCGCGGCUGCGGCUGCCGAGAGUGAGUGCGAGAGAGUGCGCACCCCCGACAUGGCCCUGCCGACAGGCCAGUGCGAUCUCCACCUGAGGCUCAGGGCGCUCGCCCUGGCCUUCCUCGUCCUCACCCUGCCCUACCACAGCUCGGUCGAAGCAUCUUGGUGGAUGCUCGGCUUGCCAAACAGCAUUCCCGGUGCCAACGAAGUAACGCCGAUGAACUACAAGGAAGUCUGCAAGACGAUGCACUUUCUCAACGAACGCCAAAAGGAGCUCUGCGUGAUCAACGAAAGCAUCCUCAUGUCCGUAGGCAUGGGGGCGAAACUGGGAAUCGACGAGUGCCAGCACCAGUUUCGCAUGAGCCGAUGGAACUGUACCACGAAUCGAGAUACAUCGAUGAUUUUUGGCAAUGUUCUCGCCAUUAGCAGUCGCGAGAAGGCGUUCAUUUACGCGGUGUCGGCGGCGGGCGUCGCGUACGCCAUAACCAAGUCGUGCUCUCGCGGAGAUAUGAACGAGUGCAAUUGCGACUACAGGAUGCGCGAGCGCCGCCAGCCCAAAGGCAACUGGCAGUGGGGCGGAUGCUCCGAUGACUUCCAGUACGGGGAAAAGUUCAGCAGGGAUUUCGUCGAUUCGAAAGAGAAUGCCGAAGAUGUUGAAGGACUCGUCAACUUACACAACAACGAAGCAGGACGGAGAACUGUGCGGUCGCGGAUGCUGCGGGUUUGCAAGUGCCACGGCAUGUCGGGCUCGUGCAGCUUAAAAGUCUGCUGGCGCAAGCUGCCACCCUUCCGCACGGUGGGCGAUGCGUUGCUGGCGCGCUUCGAGGGCGCCUCGCACGUUAAACUGAUCGAGCGCAAACGCAAGCGCGUCAAGAAGCUGCGUCCCGUGCACAAGGACAUGAAGCCGCCGAACCGCACCGAGCUCGUCUUCCUCGAGGAGUCACCCGACUACUGCGAACGCAAUGACACAUUGGGUGUGAUGGGCACCCGAGGUCGUCAGUGCAACCGGACGUCGAUGGGCAUGGACGGGUGCCGGCUGCUGUGCUGCGGCCGCGGGUACCAGACCAAAGUGCGCGAAGUCGAGGAGAAGUGUCAAUGUCGCUUCGUGUGGUGUUGCAGCGUCGAGUGCGAAAAGUGCCGCUACAAACGCGAGGAGCACAUCUGCAACUAAACCACUCACCUGGCUGCUCUCUAACCAUUUUCUUUACUGUCUAUUUCGCACGCUUUUGACUCUCAAUAUUCGGUUUCUGAGUUUGCCACUCGUGCUGAGGAAAUCCGUGCGCAUUUCGACACGUCAGCCGCACUUGUGAUAAUUAUUUUGUUUGGCGAUACUCUCUUUUUAAAUUAAAAUGCGCAGUUUCUAAUUUUUGUUAAAAUUUUUACAUCAAUAUAUCCAAUAAUUUCCGAUAAUACUAAUUUAAUGGUAAUGGUCCUUAGAGUCACACGAGGAAAGAACAAUGAAGUACCAAAAAGCAUUUCAAAAAAAUAAUUGGCUAUUACAUAUUUAAAAAAAUUCUGGCUCGUCACGCAUGUCCUCUUGUAAAUAUUUUGACUGCGAUUGCAUUAGCAAAAAUCUGUGUACAAAACUCUUGGAUAAUAUAUAGGGUGUCAUAAAAUAUACUCGCGGUCUUAUGCUUGUCUCAUCUUUUUAGGUGUAUAAUUUAUGGUGCGCGCUGAAAUUAACACCUCUGCCUCUCUUGUAGCCAUAAAGUUUGUGCUUAAUUGUGACAUGCAGCAAAAAUCCUAUACCAAAAGUCACUUCUCGCCCACUCGAUCCUUUUCCUAAGUGUACAUUUAAUGGGAGAAAUAAUAAUUCUCGAAUAUUGCCAGUUUGCAUUUUCGCCCACGACGUCGGUUGGUGGGGAAAAAGAUACAUCUUACUGUGUUUCAACGGAAAAAAAGAGCGCCUGCGUUUUCAAAAUUUAGCUCUAUGCUCCGUAUGUGAGGGAGAGCACACGCCGAUGGAAUUGAAAGCUGACUGAAUGACACAUUAUUAGUCACCUGCUGUAAUCGAGAUCGGAAAUCAGUCCAAAAGUACUUUUAUAGUAAAUGUGGUUUUCCCAGCGUGUAGUAAUAUUUAUAUGUAUUGUUAAAAAUUAAUAAUUUAUUUCUGUAAAAUGAAUGCAUUUAUUUUAUGAUUUAACCUUAGACGUUAGUGAUUUUUGUGAUCAUUUUGUACGCGAUCAUUUUAAAUAAUAAAAUAGAAAAAUGCUGAUGUUCACUUCACAAACACACGCAUUUCCCAAUUACGUAUAUCUGUAGUUUGUACAUGUAACUCUUAUUGACGUCUAGGAUUACACAGACUAUAAACACGGCUAAGAGAUGUUUUUAUUUCGUUCCGAUGCAUAGUAGGCUAGCGCUCCAGUUUAAAAAGUGGAAAUAUAUUUAAUUUGUAAUGGAAAACACUAAUUUUUAAAAUAAAGCAGCAAUAAAUUACGAAACAACUCGUGAAUCAUGUGCAUUUAUGGCUGGUCUUACUAUAAAUAAAAAGUGUCAACACUAA
Molecule: messenger RNA, 2582 nt
Organism: Cloeon dipterum
Lineage: Eukaryota; Metazoa; Arthropoda; Insecta; Ephemeroptera; Baetidae
Product: protein Wnt-1-like
Exons: 7
Coding region: 138-1250 (370 amino acids)
Biological process (GO): neuron differentiation; canonical Wnt signaling pathway; cell fate commitment
Cellular component (GO): extracellular region
Molecular function (GO): frizzled binding; cytokine activity
Source: RefSeq, a predicted model, not a curated record